Messenger RNA from Closterium sp. NIES-65, 2001 nucleotides. The record is from the annotation of a GenBank genome assembly. NCBI's taxonomy places the organism in Eukaryota, Viridiplantae, Streptophyta, Zygnematophyceae, Desmidiales, Closteriaceae.
AUGGCGGGCGGCGGCGCGAGGACGCAGAAGAACAAGGCGCACAAGUCGCGCUUCGGCGCCAAGAGCCAACGCGCGUUGCACAAGGUCGCCAAGGCGUCAGACGGCGGAGCAGCAGGGGCAGCGCGCGGGGGCGCGAAGGGCAAGGGGAAGGGCCAUGGCGCCGUCGCGAAGGCCGAGAGGCUCAACCGCAACAAGCUGCUGCGGGACAGCAAGCGGGCAAGUGUGCUGGCGGCCAAGCGGGCACUCUCUGCUUCCUCCACGCCGCCCCGCGUCGUGCUGCUGAUUGGUUUAUCUCGCCAGGUGGACGUGGCUCACCUGGCAGAUACGUUCGUUGAGGCAUGCGCUGCUUCAGGUGCCACUCAGUCUGCAGGCGCCCAAGCAGCAGCAGGGCAGGGAAUGGAGGUGGAAGGGGGCCAUGUGGAGGGCAGUGUGAAGGCUCAGGGAGUGGGGGGGGUGCGCCUGGUGGCUCUGUCCAAGCUCAGGGCGCGCUUUGCUGUCGUGCCGUGUCCUCCAGGGGAUCUUCUGCGAUGCCUCGAGCUCAUCAAGAUCGCAGACGUGGUAAUCUUCGCAUCUACAAUCGCCCCCAUCGACCCCCUCCCUCCCACCACUCCGUCAGCCCUCUCCACCUCCUCGCUCCACACCCAUGCCACCUCACACUCCCACACUCACUCCCUGCGCACCACUACCACCAACAAAUCCUCUGCCUCCGCCUCCUCCCCUUCGUCUGCGGCCUACAUUGACGACUGGGGCCGCUCAGCCCUCUCUGUGGCCCGGGCGCAGGGCCUGCCACUCCAGGUCGCCCUCGCUUCCAGCCUCUCCUCUCCGGCUUUUGCUGCCUCCUCCUCUUCCCUCGCCGCCUCCUCGCUCGCUCCAUCCUCCUCUGCAUCUGCUCUUUUUAGAGAUUCGAUGCUCCCGUUGAGUCAGCAGCAGCAGCAGGGCCAGCAGAAGGCAGGGGGCGGGGAGGGGAAGAGGCACGGGGAGCAGAGGAAGGGCGCUCUGGCGGUGCUGGGAGGGGAGUUUCCUAAAGGCACUUGCCAUGUGUUUGGAGUCGACUCUCUUACUGAGAUGGCACCGGUGGUGCGGCACAUAGCGGAGCAUCGUCCCGUCACUCCUGGCUGGCGCACUCACCGCCCGUACCUCGUGGCACACAAUUUUGACUUUAUCCCCGGCGCAGCCGACACAGGCGCUGCAGCAGCCACUGGCACGUUGCGAGUGGUGGGCUACGUGCGUGGCCACGGGAUCAACGUGAACCAGCUGGUGCACAUUACAGGCGUGGGCGACUUUCAGCUGGCUCAGAUUGACCAAGUGCCCGACCCCUGUGCUGCUGGCGAGCAUGGGAGGCCGGGGGGGAGGGGCGGUGGGAGCAAGGGGAAGGAGAAGAAGAAAGGGGGGACGACGAAAGAGGGAAUGGAGGUAGAGGAGGGAGAGAAGGGGGAGGAGGGGGAAGUGGAGGAAGAGGGGGAGGAGGAGGAGGGGGGGGGAGUGAGGGUGUUGGCUCGGUCGAGUGCAGAGCUGAGGGAUCCCCUUGUGGUUCUCAACACACUCGAUCCGCUGGCAGGCGAACAGACGUGGCCGACAGAGGAGGAAAUGGCAGCAGCAGAGGCGGAGGAGAGGAAGAGAGCAGAGAGCAAGGCCCUGGGCGGGGGAGGAGGGAAGGAGGGGAAGGGUGGCGCCAGGCGCAUUCGGGUGCCUAAAGGAACCUCCAGUUACCAGGCGGCAUGGAUGCAAGGUGGUGACGAGGAGGAGAGCGAGGGGGAAGAGGAGGACGGGGAAGAGGGACAGGAUGGAGAGGAGGGAGAGGAGGCGAUGGAGGAGGGAGAGGAGAGGGAUGGGGGUGAGCAGGGAGGAGCAGAGGAGGAGGAGGGGUCGGGGAGUGAUUGGGAGGAGGUGGAUGAGGAUGAUGGUGUGGGAGGGGAGAGGCUAGAAGGAGGCAGCACCCACGAUGGGCUCAUGGUGCGUGCUGCUCUCAUUCCAUGCCCAGUAGUGUUGAGCUUCCCUUAA